CCAUCAUGCCUCGUGGUACUCAUUUAACAGACUUUGAGAAAGGGCAAACUGUAGCAUUAAGAAGCACUAAUUUAAGACAUCAGGCAGUAGCAAACAGCAUCAAGCGUUCGAAAAAUGUAGUUCAGUCAAUUUCUGCAAACUGUGGACUAAAGCGUAGAAGUGAACGUCCUUACCCCGCGAGACCGCAGACGAAUUGUUAAUGCAACCUCUAAUUCUACCCAGUCUAUGCAUCAAAUUCGGGACGAUUUGCGUGUUCAAGUACAUCACGAAACCGUACACAACAACAACAACAACAACAACAGCAACAUUGUUCGGUCUCGAAUGAGAAGUGCCCCAGCUUUUAGGCCUGAGCACAAAGCUACCCGACUCGAUUUUGCUGGAGAAAUAUGGUCACUCAAUGGAAUAAGUUUCUGAUUCUUCAAGUGAUGUCGAAGACACAAGUCAUACUAACUCUGCCCAUUUCGAUCAGGAUAAUGCAGGAAAUUUCACCAAACAUACUGAUAUUACUGAAAUUAUCGAACCAGAAAUACUCUCGAAUAGAAAUCGAGAAAGAAAAAUCGACGAAAUUUCUGAUAUUUCCGAUGACGAAGGAUUUUCUUCUAACAAUUUCGACGAGCGUAAGAAUGAAGAUUUUGAUUAUUCUGCGGAACAAUUCACGGAAACAGUGGACGACAUUUACAUUCACAGACCGUUAAAAUGGGCUUUUAUAAAUUUUGAAAGAUUUUCUCUUGUAAAUGAAAUCAUUUAUGAAGAAGACGAGUUCGAAUCCGAAAAUGCAUCAUCAGAAGACGAUGAUUCCAUUCACACAGAAAGCGAAUUAAGAAACAGUGAACAUUCCGAUGAUGUCAUCGACUCAGUUAACGAAAUUCAACAAAUAAAUGUUAAAAGUGAAGUGUCGUCAAUAUCUUCCACGAAAGAUGAUAUUCAGGAAGAAAACUUUGUUUAUAAUAUGAAUACGACAUCACUACAAGUCAUUCAAUCCACUAAAAGUGAAGAAUCUGAGAAAGG
This is a messenger RNA of Centruroides sculpturatus (bark scorpion), 1008 nucleotides long. RefSeq lists its product as uncharacterized. The transcript has 3 exons. The coding region runs from base 387 to 695 and encodes 102 amino acids. The record is from RefSeq and is a predicted model, not a curated record. NCBI's taxonomy places the organism in Eukaryota, Metazoa, Arthropoda, Arachnida, Scorpiones, Buthidae.